AAGUCUUCAGGUAGCCUUUGUUCCGCGAGUCAUGGAUGGAGAGGAUGAUGCGCAAGAAGAGGAAUUUGAGGUGGAGGACAUCCUCAGAUAUCGAAAAAACGAGGAUGGCUCUGAGCAGUUCCUGGUCAAGUGGCAGGGCUUCUCUGAGGAAGAGUCGACCUGGGAGCCUCUGGCGCACAUGAACGACAACUGUCGAGAGCUGAUCGCCAAGGCGCGGGCGCUCUUCGCGUACCGGCGGCGGGGCCCGAACGGCGACGCGUCCGGUGCUGGCGAGGUCGCUGUGUCUUCCGCGUCGCCCAACACGGCUGCGACUGCAGAGGCAUCUGCCCCGAGCAUCGCAGUCAUCGAGGAGGACAAGGAGGACGCCCAGGCUGGACAGCCAGGCCUAGAAGAAGCCGCUGUGGGCCAGGAGGAGGAAGAAGAGGAGGAGGAAGAAGACACCGAGGCCGAAGAGGCGAAUGGCGCCGCGCAGAAGGCGCCGUCGCCCGCAGGCGAAGAGGAGAUCAGCAUCAUCGAAGAUGAUGAGCCUCCGGUUGCCAGUGCGCCUCCCUCAAAGCGGCCGGUUGACCUGGGCUUCGUUGGGGCACCCUCGGAUCCCAGGAUGAAGCGGCCCAGACUGAUCCCGCCAAGUGAGGCGGCGCCGGGCCUGGGGGCCCGGCCAAAACAGGCUGAGCUGGUGCCAGGGGCGCGUGCUUGGGACGGAGCCGUGCCCUCCCAAGCCAAGGUGCCGGCAGGAUCUGGGCCCGCCACCAACGGAGUGCGGCACGUACCUUCUUCCGUGCCAGCCAAGCCGUCGACACCGCCUUCACCUGCAGGCCAGCCCGAGGUGCAGAUUCCCGAGCCGCCAAAGCCGCCGCCCAGUCGGGAUAUCAAGUGCCUCUGUGGAGCCUUGGAGACGAUUUCGCCCAACAGCCGUCCGGGCUUGGUGGCGUGCCGAGUCUGCAACUGCUCCCUACACACAGCUUGUGUGACGGGUGUGCUGCAGAAGUCGGUGCCGGCGAACUUUGUGUGUCCGCCUUGCCGCUUGGAGCGCGUGGACGAGUUUCACCCCACUGUUGGUUCCGGCUUGCUCAAGCACAGCUAUGCAACGAGCACGACGACGUUCUCGUUGACAUUCUCAGCGCAGGCCGCGCUGUGGAAGAAGCAGUGCUGGGCUGUGCACCUGCGGUCUGUGCACAUCCACGGCAGCGACCUGAGCGGACCUGCCUGGCCGCACAAGGUCCAGGGCAAGCUGAAUGGCCGGCAGUGCGUGGCCAUCGACCCGCCCAAGCACCUCCAUGUUAGAAGGGAGCAGUGCUACAACCUGACGCCCUUGCUGAAGCAGGGCCUGAACACGCUGGAGCUGCGCUUUUUCCCGAGGCCUGACAAGCCCAAGGAUGAGCCCGAGGAGAACUACUGCGUGGGCGUUGUUCUCACACGCCCCAGGUCUGUCUCCUCCAUCAUCUCCAGAAUACGCGCCCGGUCGCAAGAGACGGUGAGUUCCGGCCGAGCUCGCGUGGAACGGCUUCUGGCGCAGGUGGCCAGAAUGGAAGCGGGGCAAGAGGACGAGUGUGCGGUCACAGGAAACUUCGGACGGACCCUGAAGCCGCUGUGUCCAGUGUCCCACUGCCCCAUCGAGGAAGCGGCGAUUGGCCGCGAGUGCCACCAUAUCCAGGUGUUCGACCUGAACUCGUAUAUUGCUGUGAAUCAGAGGAUGAGGUCCCUCGACAAGCGGUGGACUUGUCCUGUGUGCGGCGGGGCACUGAGACCCGACGACGUGGUGCUGCACCCCUUUGCGCAGGGCAUCCUUGACACUUUGCGCGGAGAAGAAGAGAACGUGGAGGCCAUCGUUUUCAACGAGGACUGCUCCUGGUCGACCAUCUCCGCUGUCAAGGAUGAAAAGAGGGGCACCGAGGGCGAGGAGGAGGGGGCCCGGGCCGAGAUGAUCGAUCUGUCUGAUUCGGAUUGAGCCGCGCCCUCCGCGUCUUACGCGCGGCGCGCGUGCGCAAAUGCGAACGGCCGCUGGAGAGUGGCCAGGGGAGCUUCGAACAUGAGCCACAAUCAAAACCCUUGCC
Messenger RNA from Effrenium voratum, 2054 nucleotides. NCBI's taxonomy places the organism in Eukaryota, Dinophyceae, Suessiales, Symbiodiniaceae. The record is from the annotation of a GenBank genome assembly.